This is a messenger RNA of Cheilinus undulatus (humphead wrasse), 1389 nucleotides long. RefSeq names its product leukocyte elastase inhibitor-like. The transcript has 9 exons. Gene Ontology annotation, molecular function: serine-type endopeptidase inhibitor activity. Lineage: Eukaryota; Metazoa; Chordata; Actinopteri; Labriformes; Labridae. Gene Ontology annotation, biological process: negative regulation of endopeptidase activity. Bases 6 to 1232 code for a protein of 408 amino acids. The record is from RefSeq and is a predicted model, not a curated record.
ACGUGAUGGCAUGUUCAAAGCCUCUUUCCAAAGUCUUCACCUUCCCUCUGGAUUUGUUUAGGAGGCUGUACAGAACGGAAUUUUCAAGCCCUCUGACCAAAGCCAACACCAGCUUCUGUCUGGCUCUGUUUAAGAAGCUGAGUGAAAAUGACAACACGGCAAAUAUCUUCUUCUCCCCGUUCAGCAUCUCUUCAGCUCUGGCCAUGGUGAUGCUGGGAGCUAGAGGCAACACGGCUGCACAGAUGUCAGAGUGUCUGGAAACCAAGGAGUGUCAGGAUGAAGUCCACACCGGCUUCACCCAGCUGCUGAGGGGGCUGAACAAGGCAGAUGCUCCGUAUGCUCUCAUCGUCGCCAACAGGCUGUAUGGGGAGAAGAGCUGCCAGUUUGAGGAGGAGUUCUUAGAGAGCACAAAGAAGCACUAUGAAGCAGAGCUGGAGACGGUAGACUUCAUCACUGGUUUUGAGGCUGCAAGACUCAACAUUAACAACUGGAUGGCAAGCAAGACACAAGGUAAAAUCAAAGACUUGCUGGCUCAGGGUGUGGUGGACAGCCUUACCAGGCUGGUGCUGGUCAAUGCUAUUUACUUUAAGGGAAAGUGGAACAAACAGUUUGAGGUGUGGAAGUCAUGGCCCGCUCCGUUGAAGCUGACCAAGAGUGAAACUAAGACAGUGAGGAUGAUGUUUCAGAAAUCUGAGUUUCCUUUGGCCGACAUCCCUGAAGCCAACUUCCAGAUCCUGGAGAUGCCUUACAAAGGAAAGGAGCUCAGCAUGCUCAUCUUUCUGCCCAAUGAAAUAGAGGACGAGACAACGGGUCUGGAGAAGCUGGAGACGCAGCUGACCUAUGAGAACUUUGAGAAGUGGACCAACAUGAUGCAAGAAGUGGAGGUGAUGGUUAAGCUACCUCGGUUCAAGAUGGAGGAGACGUACGACCUGAUGAGCGUCCUAAUGAGCAUGGGGAUGAUGGACGCCUUUGAAAUGGGGAUGUGUGACUUCUCUGGUAUGUCCCCUGCCGAGGAACUGGUCCUGUCCAAGGUCGUCCACAAGGCGUUUGUGGAGGUGAACGAGACGGGGACAGAGGCAGCUGCAGCCAACUUUAUUGAAAACAUUACUUUGGGUGUCGACCCUUCUAAGCCACUCCGCUUCAUUGCUGACCAUCCCUUCCUCUUCUUCAUAAGACAUAACCCAUCCAAGAGCAUCCUCUUUGCGACACUGCUCCCCAUUGCCUCACCAUGAUAAUGAGUUUUAAGUGUGGUGUUAGAUUUCUUAAUGUCUGCAUCAUUUGUGCCCUCCUGAACAUCAUUGCACUUUUAGAUUUUGCACGUAAUCUCCUCUGAAGAUUAACUUUGAGUCUGUAUGCUGCAACCUAAGUGCUGUGUGGUUUGCAAAUGUU